This is a messenger RNA of Cuculus canorus (common cuckoo), 5038 nucleotides long. It is a transcript of the gene CAPN7, whose product is annotated as calpain 7. Lineage: Eukaryota; Metazoa; Chordata; Aves; Cuculiformes; Cuculidae. The record is from RefSeq and is a predicted model, not a curated record. The transcript has 21 exons. Bases 76 to 2517 code for a protein of 813 amino acids. Gene Ontology annotation, molecular function: calcium-dependent cysteine-type endopeptidase activity. Gene Ontology annotation, biological process: proteolysis.
GGAGGGCGGUGAGGAUGGAGGCGGGGCUGGCGGGCGCGGUGCGGGGACGGUUCCGGCAUCGCGAAGGCGCCGGCCAUGGAUCCCACAGCGCUGGAGCUGGAUGCCGUGAAAUUCGCGCAGCUGGCGGUGCAGCGGGACCAAAGCGGGCGCUACCAGGAAGCGGCUUUCUACUACAAGGAAGCUGCACAAGCCUUGAUUUAUGCUGGGAUGGCAGGCUCUAACUUGGAAAAUAUUCAAGAAAAAAUAAAUGAGUACUUGGAGAGGGUUCAAGCUCUCCAUUCAGCAGUUCAGUUGCAGAACACAGAUCCUCUGAAGUCAAAACAACAAUUGGACUUGGAGCGUGCUCGCUUCCUAGUUACCCAGGCUUUUGAUGAAGAUGAUAAAGGCAAUGCAGAAGAAGCUAUAGAGCUGUACACAGAAGCGGUGGAACUCUGUUUGAAAACAGCUACUGAAACUUCAGAAGCAGGCCUCCAGUCUAAACUGAAACAGCUGGCUCGACAAGCACUGGAUAGAGCAGAAGCACUGAAGGAAUUUAUGUCAAAGUCAUCUCAGAAGGAAAAGUCAACUGCAGCUAAACCAAAUCAGCCAGUCAGAACAUUCUUCCCACUGGGACCCGAUUUUUCUUUAAAUGAUAAGCCACAGACAAUCAGAGCAGUACAAGCCAGUGAACCUCAAGGUCAGAGAUACACUGCUGAGGAGAUUGAAGUGCUCAGGAAGACUUCAAAAAUUAAUGGCAUUGAAUAUGUACCUUUCAUGAGUGUUGAUCUGAGGGAACGUUUUGCCUUCCCUAUGCCAUUUUCUGAUAAAUGUGGGAAGUUACCAUUAUCCCCCAAACAGAAAGCAAUGUUUGCCAAGUGGGUGCGACCAGAUGACAUAACAAAUAACCCUACGAUGAUUUAUACUGUAUCAAGUUUCAGCAUCAAACAGACAAUAGUGUCAGAUUGUUCUUUUGUGGCAUCAUUAGCUAUCAGUGCAGCAUAUGAAAGAAGAUAUAACAAAAAAUUGAUCACAAGCAUAAUUUACCCUCAGAAUAAGAAAGGAGAACCAGAGUAUAAUCCAUGUGGCAAAUACAUGGUGAAGCUUCACAUCAAUGGUGUACCUAGAAAGGUAAUCAUAGAUGACCAGUUACCUAUUGAUCAUAGUGGUGAACUUCUCUGCUCUUAUUCUAACAACAAGAAUGAAUUAUGGGUAUCACUAAUAGAAAAGGCUUACAUGAAGGUCAUGGGAGGAUAUGAUUUUCCUGGAUCAAAUUCUAAUAUUGAUCUACAUGCACUGACGGGUUGGAUACCUGAAAGAAUUGCCAUGCACUCUGACAAUCAAGCUUUCAAUAAAGAUAGUACUUUCAGGAUGCUUUAUCAGAGAUUUCACAAGGGAGAUGUCCUUAUCACAACAGCAACAGGGGUGAUGUCUGAAGAGGAAGGAGAAAAAUGGGGUUUAGUUCCAACCCAUGCAUAUGCAGUCUUGGACAUAAGAGAAUAUAAGGGGCUUCGAUUUCUUCAGUUGAAAAAUCCCUGGAGCCACUUACGUUGGAAGGGGCGAUACAGUGAAAAUGACACAAGAAACUGGACACCAGAUUUACAAAAGUACUUGAACUUUGAUCCCAGAACAGCUCAGAAAAUAGACAAUGGCAUUUUCUGGAUUGCCUGGGAGGACCUGUGCCAGUACUAUGAUGUUAUUUAUUUGAGUUGGAACCCAAGUCUCUUCAAAGAAUCUACGUGUAUUCACAGUACGUGGGAUGCAAAGCAAGGUCCGGUGAAGGAUGCCUACAGCCUGGCUAACAAUCCUCAGUACAAGCUAGAGGUCCAGUGUCCACAAGGUGGUGCUGCUGUUUGGGUUCUGCUCAGCAGGCACAUCACUGAUAAGGAUGACUUUGCACACAAUCGGGAAUUCAUUACAAUGGUUGUGUACAAGACAGAUGGCAAAAAAGUUUACUAUCCAGCUGAUCCUCCUCCAUAUAUUGAUGGUAUCCGGAUCAACAGUCCACAUUAUCUCACCAAGAUAAAACUGACCUCUGCAGGGUCCCAUACGUUUACCUUAGUGGUGUCCCAGUAUGAGAAGCAAAACACUAUCCAUUACACCAUUAGGGUGUAUUCCUUGUGCAAGUUCACCUUAUCCAAGAUUCCUACACCUUACAACAUAUCCAAACGGGUUAAUGGACAGUGGAAAGGUCACAGUGCUGGAGGAUGUGGGAAUUUCAGAGACACCUACAAAAAUAACCCCAUUUAUCAAUUCCAGCUGGACAAGAAUGGGCCGUUACUAAUUGAACUACGGGGACCAAGGCAAUACAGUGUUGGUUUUGAACUCAUCACAGUCUCGACAGUAGGAGAUCCUGGUUCCUCUGGCUUUCAGAAAAAGAGCAGUGGUGAUUACAGGUGUGGAUUUUGCUACUUGGAAGUAGAGAACUUAUUUGCUGGAGUUUACAACAUUAUCCCCACCACGUUCCUGCCUCAACAAGAGGGUCCUUUUUUCUUAGAUUUUAACAGUACUGCUCCUCUUAAGGUAUCACAGCUGCAGUGAGGAAACAGAUCUGUACAUUGACAUUUAAGGAGGUCGAUUUGGUCUGUCACACAGUCUGAGAACAGGUGAAUAACUCUUACUGCACAUAUGCAUAAAAGAAGACUUUAUUCUGAACUAUAGCUAAAAGCAUGGAAUCCCCAAUUGGCCAGUUAACGGUAGUAGACAGGCUUUUGCUGCUAUGGUAUUAGAGUGAGCACUGCUCAACAGGCUUGUGAAUGGGUUACAAUAUUUAUAUGCAAAUGAACUGGCAGAACUCAAUUUAUUGCAGGUUUUCUAUACUUCAAAGUCUAGCGACUUAAGAGAAAAAUAUUGAAAUUCGCUUCUCCCAAAACACAGAGUAUAUGGGUUUAGGUUUCGUUGUUUGGGGUUUUUUUUGUUUUUUUUUUUUUCCUUAACAGUAAACACGUAAAAGAAUAUUCUUGUGUAUUCUUUUUAUUCAGUCUCAGGACCAAAUAGCUCUUAGUACAUAUUUGUGCUGCUGUCUUGAAUGUUUUCUGCAUUGAACUAGUUCUCACCUCUAAAGGUUUAAAUUUACUACUGCUGAGCAUGUAGUACUCCAGACAAACAUGCUCAGCUUAUCUAAAAUAUGUAUAUAGGAGUAAAGGAAAAGAAAUAUUCCUGCUUUAGCUAUUUCUAAAAGAGAACAAUGGUUUCACUCAUGUUACAUGUACUUGAGAGCUGUUAUUUCAUAUCUGUGUUACUUCAGUACAUAAUAUCACAGCACAAGGUACUCUAUGGCUUUCUUCCUACAAGCUGCAAGACUUUGCUUGAUCCAGAUCAACAGUAAAAUCAGGAGGUUAGGCAGCAGCAGUGUCCAGACAGCACGGUGUGCCCUUCAUCUAGCAGGUGUGAAAGCUUUUCAUCUAGAGGUGCGCUCUAAGAUUCUCUGUAUCUGCUGAGAUGAUCUCAUUUGCUGGUGUGAGGAGGUAGGAAACUACCCACCAGCAGCAUCCCACCUAAGAAAUAUCUUAUCCUUGACACUUUGAUAAGUAAGUACUCAGCUUGUAGGGGGAGGAUCGCUUAAACCUCUCCCUCCUAUAAACCACAGCAGCAAGAAAUGCACUUGCUGAUCCUAUUGCACAGAACAUCUUUUAAAAGGUACCUUUUUCUUUGAAGUUGAAACCAAUGAAUGAAUUGAACCGGUGCCAUCAAUGGGAGUAGGGUUAAAGUUCUUAAAACACUGGAAGUAGGAUUAGUCCAGAAUAAAUUUUUUUAGAAGCCUACUAUCUUUGUACUCCCUCCAGAUGUGUGUACAUUGUACCUGAAGAGGAUUAGAGAUAACCAAGUGUUUAUUUCUAAUUUAAAUACUACCCCACCUCAUUAAUCCUAAAAUGCAUUAUUGCUUUGGAGGUUUUUUUGUCUUUUUACAAGUGGCAUUUGACAGCUGGGGGAGAGUGUUUUUAAAACAGCCAUAGGAAAUUCAUUUCCAUUCAGGUUGGUUUGGCCAUUUCCCAAGAAAAAAGGUAGCAUUUAAAUCUUAUUUUAGAGGACAGGUGCCAUUUAGUCAUUGGGAAACUGAGCCCCCGUGCCACAGGAGUACCAGAGAUACCUGUGGGCUAAAAUUAUUCCCAUUGAAGUCUGCUAUUCACCCUCUCCAGAAAGUACAGGAGCCUUUUCUUUCAUUUCUUUCAUCAGACAGCAGCUUAACAAAUGUCUAGCUUUAAAAGGGCACUGAAAACAGACGCCUUUGGAAGCAGACGCCUUUCUGACUGUCUCUCCAAGACCAUCUGGGCUAGGAAAUUUGUGACACGUUUGUCACUGUGACUUACCUUCUUUUACAGGGAAGUUUAUGAUGAUUAGUGCAACAAAUCAACAGAGGGAACAGCACAGGCACAAGCUGAGCAAAAAACAGAUUACGUUCUUUGUAGUUAUCCCUGGAUUUUGGAGUCUGUGUCAAGGACUGCUUUAUCCCUAAAAAAAUUAAAAUUUCAAACUCCUUGCACUAUACCUACUGAUUUUUGUUAAGUUUUAGCUCAGGCUAAACCAGAGUGGCAUUUGAGUCCUGCAUAGAUUUUUACCACUUAGGAAGGCACAAUUAUUAGUUAGGCAGUCUCCACUGGGUAUAUUUUUCACAGUACAAAAGGCAGAUGCCAAAGCUGCCAGCUUUCAGGACGAGAUUCUUCCACAUCCUCUGCUGUUUGAAAUCAAGCUGGCAGACUUGCCUAUGGUAAAAUCUGUUGUUCUUCUGUAGCUGGUUUCUGCCCUGCAGGAAGGGGGGGUUUCUUUCUUCCCCCUGCCUCUGAGCACAAACUAGUCCCAAAUGUUAUGCUGGAUGAAACAAGCUUAAGGCUCAGCUUCCCUACUGUGCUAAGCUAACAGCAAAGAAUGUACUCACUUUCUCAAUGCCAGACAAAGGCAUUAAGGACAAAGGAUCCUGUCCCCACCCUGAUACACUGUCAGUGUACUUCUAACACAUACAGUACAAUUGGUGCAUUGGACUUAAACCCUGUGCAUUCAUGGAGAUAAGCUUCAUAUCAGUGUGCUUUGUAACACAAGUCCUAUUCAAAAAUUGUGCUCACGU